Psilocybe cubensis is the source of this 1098-nucleotide messenger RNA. RefSeq lists its product as uncharacterized. Bases 1 to 1098 code for a protein of 365 amino acids. NCBI's taxonomy places the organism in Eukaryota, Fungi, Basidiomycota, Agaricomycetes, Agaricales, Agrocybaceae. The record is from RefSeq and is a predicted model, not a curated record. Gene Ontology annotation, molecular function: oxidoreductase activity, acting on the CH-CH group of donors, NAD or NADP as acceptor. The transcript has 10 exons.
AUGACAUCGAAUGCACGUGUGGUUUUUGCGAAGCGCCCAGCUUCGAACGAGCUGCCCAAGGUUGGGGAGCAUCUUAUCAUCGACAAGUCUCGCACCAUAGACCUUGAUCAUGUCCCGCUCAACGGGGGUUAUCUUACAAAGACCCUGAUUCUCAGCCCCGAGCCUGCUAUACGAGAGCGUAUGCGAGAUCCCUCUAUUACCAGCUACACAACCACGCUUACCGUUGGCGGCCCGAUACUUGGUUUUGCCGUCGUUGUUGUCCUUCGCUCGGAGAAAGAAGGAUUCAAGGUUGGCGAUAAUCUCUAUGGCUUGACAGUAUGGGAGGAGUAUACAGUCCAGCCUUACGUCGAAGGACGAGUCAACUUCAAGCCUGAAGAGUGGCCGCCCUACACGUUUGAUAUGGAUUCCCUCGCUCUUCAAGUUGUCCCAAACCCCAAUGGCCUCUACCCGCUCUCGAAGUAUACCUCUAUUAUGGGCACUCCCGGGCUAACCGCAUUCGUUGGCAUGGAAGGGAUUAUUGAGGGAAAAGAGGGAGAUACUCUCUUUGUAUCAUCUGGCGAUCUGCUCAUGGUAAUCCAACUCGGAAAAUUAAAAGGCAUGAAAGUAAUCGCAUCCGCUGGAUCGGAUGCAAAGGUCGAGUACAUGAAGUCUGUCGGCGCAGAUCUGGCAUUUAACUACAAGAAAGAAAAUUACGGCGAAUUUCUGCUGAAGCAUGGGCCUAUAAAUGCGUUCUGGGACAAUGUGGGCGGGGAGGCUCUAGAUGCUGCCUUGGAGUCCAUCACACCAUACGGAAAAGUUGCAGUAUGCGGAACAUCUGCAUCAGACGUUACCCCGACAAGCGAGCAAUACAAACUGAAGAAUGCAUACUUGAUCAUGAAGAAGCGCAUCAAGAUUCAAGGUUUCAUCGUCCCGGACUUUAUCCCUCAGUUCAUGGGUAAAUUCUUCGAAACGGUUCCGGCUCUAAUGGCACAAGGAAAAUUGAAGAGUCAAGAAAUUGAAAUUGAGGGCUUUGAAAAUGCGCCGCAGGCACUUGUUGAUACAUUGUGCAGCGGUCAUGAAAAGGCAGGAACCUUGGUUGUUGUGGUGGCCAAGGAGUGA